Molecule: messenger RNA, 3054 nt
Organism: Hippoglossus stenolepis (Pacific halibut)
Lineage: Eukaryota; Metazoa; Chordata; Actinopteri; Pleuronectiformes; Pleuronectidae
Product: multidrug and toxin extrusion protein 1
Exons: 17
Coding region: 42-1841 (599 amino acids)
Biological process (GO): xenobiotic detoxification by transmembrane export across the plasma membrane
Cellular component (GO): membrane
Molecular function (GO): xenobiotic transmembrane transporter activity; antiporter activity
Source: RefSeq, a predicted model, not a curated record
CUUAGACAAGUUCAUCAGACAGAUCACGGACAGACACUUUAAUGGAAGGAGCUGCGUUGGCAUCUCGUGUGGUAGAUAUGGGCGGGUUGAGUAAGAAGCUUUUCUGCUGCGGGUGGGUUCCCCAGGCCCACAGAGAGGAACUCUACCACGUUCUGAGGAUGACGGGGCCUCUGCUUCUCUCUCGAAUCCUCAAUUACCUCCUUCCAUUUGUGGUUACCAUGUUCUGUGGGCGUCUGGGAAAUGAGGUGAUGGCUGGCUACGGGUUAGCCUCUGCUACUAUUAAUAUCACCUCUUUAGCAACAGGGUAUGGACUGGGCUUGACAUGUGACACAUUGGUCUCUCAGACAUUUGGUGGAAAGAACCUGCUGCGGGUGGGGGUGAUCCUUCAGCGGGGCAUCAUCAUCCUGCUGUUGUUCUGUCUGCCCUGCUGGGGUCUGCUGCUCAACGCCCAGCCCAUCCUGUUAUGUGUGGGCCAGGACCCUGAGGUGGCCAGAAUAGCCCAGCUGUAUAUCACAGCCUUCCUCCCUGCUGUACCUGCAAUGUUUCUGCAUCAUCUUCAGGUUUCUUAUCUCCAGAACCAGGGUAUAAUAUUGCCACAAAUGUAUGCUGCUGCUCUGGCAAACAUAGCAAACGUGCUGACAAACUACAUCUUUCUUCACUGGCUGGAUCUGGAGGUAAGUGGAUCUGCUGCAGCCAACACACUCUCUCAGAUUUACAUCUGUGUGUUUCUGUUUGCUUACAUCCGGUGGAAGAAGAUGCAUGUGAACACAUGGGGAGGCUGGUCUGUGGAAUCGCUGCAGGAAUGGGGCUCCUUUAUGAAACUGGCCAUUCCCAGUACACUGAUGAAGUGCUUCGAGUGGUGGGUUUAUGACCUGGGGGGAUUCUUUGCAGGAAUGCUGGGUGAAGAUGAGCUGGCAGCACAACAUGUUGUGAUGAUGGUUGCAUUAAUAACCUACAUGUGCCCUCUGGGUAUUCAAGCUGCAGCAUGUGCCCGUGUGGGUAACGCUCUCGGUGCAGGAGACAGUGCCAGGGCAAUUCUUACCAGCAAGGUUUCCCUCACUCUUGCAGGCAGCAUCGCAGUCGUUGAGGGUCUGGUGCUUUGCUCCACUAAAUCCGUGAUUGGCUUCGUCUUCACCUCUGAUGAGAAGAUCAUAAAUCUGGUCUCCCACUUGAUGAACGCGUACUGUUUCCUUCAGUUCUUCGAUGGUCUUGUGUGUGUGUGCACCGGCAUCUUCUUGGGCGCGGGCAAACAGAAGAUACCAGCUGUGGCUAAUCUCAUUGGAUACUACUGCAUAGGCCUUUUACUUGGUGCUACUCUAAUGUUCGUUGCAAAGCUGGGAGUUCUGGGGUUUUGGCUGGGGCUGCUGGUCUGUGUCAUUUUACAAUCCACCUUCUACAUCAUUGUCAUCUUCAAGCUGAACUGGGAGAAGAUUACCGAAGAGACGGUGAUUCGAGCUCAGAAAAACACUCACAUCACAUUGUUACGGGCAACUGCUGAUGUAGACGCCGCGGGUGACAACACAGCAAGUAAUGACAACCCUGUGCAUGGCUACACGUCUGUGAGACCCGGGGGCCAUGACGGGAGCACUGAGACACAAGGGGGACCGCAGCAGAACAGAGGUGGUCUCUCCACCACCCAGCUGGUGCUCAGACGAGGCCUCACUAUGCUGGCAGCAGUUGGGCUUCUGGCUGUGGGAGCGAGUGUGCACCUCCUUGUGCCCUUACCAGAGACACUGCCUACAAUUGCCAACUAUACUAUGGACUUGGUCAAUACUACGUACACUCCUGAUCAAAUCUUCUCCACCGCGUUGCUCCCAAAUGAAGAGUCAGACAGACCUUGAGAGUUUAAAUUCACCUCGAUGUUUCUGUUUAUUGCUAGAAACACACAGGUGCUCAAACCCUCUUUGGUUUGACUCAUUGUCUUUUUCCGCUUGGAGAAGAUUUCGCCUUCUUCGUUCUCUCCGCUCUGUGCUCAUCUUCACAUCUGCCUCUCUGCUGUCCUGCCCUGACAUCCUGCGCUGCAAACAUCUGCAUCACGCUGAGCUGGUGGCUGACGAGUUUCUCCGAGCUGGUCAACUGCUCAACAGUCUUUUCUCGGGUUCAUGUCAGCAGUUUGGUGAUCAGUAGGUUCAUAAUGAUCCCAGCAGCUAAGAUGAAAAGCAUGGCGGCCAGAACCAACCCCCUUCGCAGAACCGCAGCCCGGUGACUCAGCUUCAUCUUCAUGUCAACCAGCUCCACCAUGUCUGUGUUGUCAUGGUAGUAAGUUUGAUCAUCUGGCUGCUGACCUGCACACGCACACACACACACACAAACACACACACACACAACACACACACACACACACAUAAACGUCACACUUUCAUUUCAGCUUGGACUUUAAAAUGAUCAAACUCUAUCUUAAACUUUUUUAAGAAAAAAAACUUGAUAUUUGCAUGAAACUGUUCAUUGACAAUGUAAAAUAAACAGUUUUAAAUGAUAUAUUUUUUAAAUAUUUACAGUAGACAGCUGUUUAUAAAUGAUUAAGCCAGUUUACUUGCUAAUGUCAAAUACACAGCAUAUGCUCACACUUGUUAGCAAUACUAAAUGGUAUAUUAUGACUAUAUUAUAUAUAUAUUAUAUUUAUUACAGCCAUAAUGGUGGUUAUGGAGAAUUUUAACUUGAGGGAAUCUGUGAUGAAUCUAUCAAGCUAGUUGCUGAACGUUUUACUUGUGUAUUUAUGACUCAAAUGAUUAAGCCAAGUCAAUAUUUGUUUCGUUGAUCAACCAUUUGAAUAAUUUAUCAAGCACAAAUUAUUUGCAAUUACCAAUUCAAGGACAUCGCCUGAAACUUUGCCUGAAGCAUUUUUACUAUUUUCAGCGAGCAAGACUGGGUUUGUGUCAAUUUAUCUUGUUAUUUGUGUUCUUCAGCAGAGAUACAAUGAUAAUGACUAUAUAGUUCCAGCAGAAUAGUAGUGACCAGUUUUUACAACGUGAAUUUACAUCUAAACAGACUUCUGAUUGUUUCCAGUGCUGAUAUUUUUCAAUAACAAUAUAAAAUGGUGAAGUUGCUGCACUA